Messenger RNA from Erpetoichthys calabaricus (reedfish), 964 nucleotides. RefSeq names its product geminin DNA replication inhibitor (gene gmnn). Gene Ontology annotation, cellular component: nucleus. The record is from RefSeq and is a predicted model, not a curated record. The coding region runs from base 103 to 732 and encodes 209 amino acids. The transcript has 7 exons. NCBI's taxonomy places the organism in Eukaryota, Metazoa, Chordata, Cladistia, Polypteriformes, Polypteridae. Gene Ontology annotation, biological process: negative regulation of DNA replication; negative regulation of cell cycle.
UAUUUAUAUGGAAGCGCGCGUCUUGGAUUGAAUUCUCAGGUAAACGGGGUUCUGCAACGUGGGGAUAAAGAGAAAGGAGAGACUUUUGACACUACAUUUUAAAUGAUGAAUACUGACUUGAGAAAUCGUAUGGAUGUUCGUGGCACAGCUGGGACAGUUAAAAGCUUUACAAAGGGAGUCGGUGGUGCCCCAAUUCCUAGAAAGACCUUGCAAAUGAUCCAGCCGUCUGCCACAACAGGAAAUCUAGUUGGGAGAAAUGAGGAGGUUAAGCCAUUUCCAAAAAGAAAGCUUUGGGCUGCAGAAAACUCUAGAAGUUCAAAAAGAUCUAAAGCUGAAAUUCCUUCUGUUCCAUCUGGUACUGAAGACCAAGUCAUGACCGAUGAGGCUUAUGAACUUAUGGUUAAAGAAACCCCAACAGCUGCAUACUGGAAAGAAGUGGCAGAAGAGAGGAGGAAAGCCUUAUUUAAAACUUUGCAAGAAAAUGAAAAGUUACAUAAAGAAAUAGAGUCAAAAAAUGAGACCAUAUUGCAUUUAAAGCAAGAAAAUGAAGAGCUGCUAGAACUUGCUCAACAUGUACAGUACAUGACCAGUCUCAUUGAGAGAUUAACUGGGAAAAGUCCAGAGAACUUGGAAGCGGUGCAAGAUCUUGUUUUGGAGGAGCCAGAAAAUGUAGACACAAUUUUAACUGAUGCUGAAUUUGUUCAUGAGGAUGCUUGUGAUGAAAACUGUUAAAGCAAUUUUUAUUGAAGUUUGUUUUAGGUUUUUAAUUCCCUAACAGCCCUUCAGAUUUUUUUUUUUUUUCUUCCCCUUUACGUGAAAGGCUAAACUGUGUAGUAGUUAUGUUGCAGCUAGGCUGCUGCUCAGUUUUUAAUGGACUUUUAGUGCAGUUUUAAUGCACAUUUUGCCUAACGUUUUGUAUAUAAGUUUUUAUCUGUACCUACUCCGUAAUAAAUGUCACAAACCA